Molecule: messenger RNA, 1908 nt
Organism: Coniosporium apollinis CBS 100218
Lineage: Eukaryota; Fungi; Ascomycota; Dothideomycetes
Exons: 5
Coding region: 1-1908 (635 amino acids)
Source: RefSeq, a predicted model, not a curated record
AUGGAUCCACUCACGAUCACAGCCAGCGUUCUCUCAAUCACGACAAGAUGUAUACACAUCGCCAAGGAUCUCAGCGACCUGCGAGAAAAGUUCAAGGAUGCUCAGAUGAUGAUCUCCGCCAUCUGCUCCGAGUCAACUGUAAUCAGUGCCUCGCUCGCGCACAUCCAGACGAUUGUGCUGUCCAACCCGGACGCGCUUACCACGCAGUUACAAUUCCGGCCGGAGCUGGAGGGCGCCUUUGACACGGCGCUCACCGGCUGCAUGAUGGUCUUCUCGGUGCUCCAGGACGAGGUCCAGUCACUGACCUCCAGCAGUAAGAGUGCAUCAAAGGACAUUGGCUGGUCUAUCAAAGCAAAGUAUCUCUGGAAAGAGGAGAGCAUGAAAGAUCUUCUGCAGCAGUUGCGUGGGCAGCAGACGGCUCUUACGCUGCUUAUACAGGCGCUACAGAUGGAGAAACUCUCGGAUAUCCGCCAAUUGCUACAGAACAACAAUACUGUGUUGGAGCAGGUUGUGCGCCGGACACUGACGCUCCGUCGGACGCAUCCGAGGGUCAGAGUACCGCAGUCGAUCAAAGCGCCCCAAUCUAUCUUCGAUGCUGGCACGGAUGAUGCGGAAAGCAUCCUCAAUGUGGGCCGGAUGUCGAUGGAUACUUCCACGGAAUUCGAGUUUGACCAUCUGAUCAUGCGCUCCAAGGUCUACAGAAGGGCACUCAGCCAAACUGAAGAUGAUGGAGAUCAGUCUGAGAGGCACAGCGAUGCUAUCUCGGACGGGGAAACAGUCAGUUAUGCGGCUACAGAACCACCAGCAUUAUCCAAGCAAUCCACAGCGGUGGGAAGCUCUGAAAACGAUUUGAAGGAGCUACAACAGAAGUAUACCGAUCUGAGAGAAAGACAUGAACAGCUGAACGACGAACAUCAGAAGCUCAAACAGAGCUUCUCUGAGCAGCGCAUCCAGCUCGAGGAGCUGAAGUCUCGAACGAUCGGCAGCCCUCUUGUCGACCUAGCGGACGAGAGAGGCGAGUUAGGCGCGAUUCGGAAUGCGAACCAUACGCCCUGUAAAGCCAGACUCAAUGCAAGCUUGAAGGAGAGGGCGAUGACUACUGGAUCACUUCAGCGGAAGAACGCGCGGUCCUCGAAAUACUUCCCUCAAAAGGAUCCUGGACGGGAGGAGCGACAGAUUUCCACAUCUCCCGUAGAGGAGCAGACUGAGAUCAGUCUGCCAAAACUUCAGGCCUCCAAUCGAUCACUAUCCAACCCCGUAGUGACAAUAACCCACCGCGGUAAUAAUGGUCCGGAACCCAGAUCUCCAUCAUUUUCCACGGACGCGCAGACGGAAGCCGGCUCGCCAACUGACCAGCCUCUAAGCCGCUCCCUCUCCGGUACCAUCUUAGUGACUCGGAAGCCCGCCCCCUCCGCUCCAGAUCCUACGAGCCCCUACAAAUACCUCGUUUCAGACGUAACCUUCCACCGGCACACCAGCGCCGCCCGACUCAGCAUCGGCUUCACCGUCUCACGGGUCACGCACCCGACCUACACCCUCGACUUCCUGGGCGUCGACCUCCGCUCCCCCUGGCCGCGCCGCUUCAAAGACGUCUCGUUCCUCUCGCCCCACCAGCAAGACGAGCUCGAAUGCCUGUUCUGCGCACUCGCGGGGUACGAGGCGUUUCUUGGUAUUGCGGACUGUCAGCACGUGCUUGAGCGCUUUGGGCUCGGGGCGAGGGAGAAGAGGCAGGUGUACGGGCUCCUCGGCGGAUGGCUCAUGGACCGCACGAGCGACUGCUACUGGAACUUUGAAGAGUUUGCCCUCGUCGCUUAUAUUCUUAAACGAGCCGAGAUGGGGAAUGGUGUGUUCAAGCUGCCGAGCAGUAUCCCGGAUAACAUCGCCGCGAGGGUCUGGGCGGACUCUUGA